This is a messenger RNA of Vicia villosa (hairy vetch), 812 nucleotides long. RefSeq lists its product as uncharacterized. The record is from RefSeq and is a predicted model, not a curated record. The transcript is spliced from 3 exons. Lineage: Eukaryota; Viridiplantae; Streptophyta; Magnoliopsida; Fabales; Fabaceae. Bases 111 to 638 code for a protein of 175 amino acids.
UUUGCUGAUUCAACAUCAAUUUGAAUCAUAAAAACCCUAACGGGACCAAACUCAACUUCCCGCACACACACUCUCAAACUCUUCUAGCAGCACACGCUCACAGUAACACUAUGUCGGCAAUGGAGCUUCCACUUCUCACCUCCGCUAACAACGCCAUGGCUCUUUCCUCUCUUGCCCAAGCUUUGGUUCUUCAAACCGUCAUUGCUACCGGCAAAUCCCUCGCUUAUCUUCUCAUAGCGACUGGAUCUCUUCUUACAGAUGUCAAUAAUUUGAUAUCACCAAUGGAUGGGAGGUUUCCUUUAGACCAGCUGUACAAGGGAAACCAUACUUGUGAAGAGAACAAAGAUGGAAGUGAAACAGAGGAUGAUGAUGACGAUGACGACGAUGAUGAUGUGAAUGACGAGGAUGACGAUGAAGAUGAUGAGGACUUCUCUGGUGAUGAAGAUGAUGAUGAAGCCGACCCUGAGGAUGAUCCCGUGCCUAACGGUGGCGGAGGAAGUGACGACGAUGACGAUGAUGAUGAUGGAGAAGAUGACGAUGGUGAUGACGAAGAUGAUGAAGACGAGGAUGAAGACGAAGAAGAGGAAGAAGAUGAAGAAGUGGCGGCUCUUCAGCCACCUACUAAGAAGAAGAAAUAAGUGUUAUACUAGUAGGUAAAUUGUUUUCUUCUAGCCUUUUGAGCACUUUUUUGUUUUCUAGCGAUGUGUAGUUAUUGGGAUGCUGUGACAUGUCAAUCCAUCUUGCCUCUGGCCAACAUUAAGAUUUACAAACACCAUGCUUAGUAUAUUAUUAUGUAUCUCUUGUUAUUAUUA